Molecule: messenger RNA, 4224 nt
Organism: Oncorhynchus tshawytscha (Chinook salmon)
Lineage: Eukaryota; Metazoa; Chordata; Actinopteri; Salmoniformes; Salmonidae
Product: kinesin-like protein KIF18A
Exons: 18
Coding region: 178-2709 (843 amino acids)
Biological process (GO): mitotic spindle organization; microtubule-based movement
Molecular function (GO): microtubule binding; microtubule motor activity; ATP binding
Source: RefSeq, a predicted model, not a curated record
CACCAAGCUCACCCAAGGUGCAUAGCCAAUCAGCUGUUGCGAAGGAAGAGGGGGCUUGUUUUUGAAAAGACGCGCUGGUCUUGGGAGAAAAAGUAGCAGUGGCAGUACUUGCUAGCGAGCCACAAUUGCAAAUGUGAAAUAAUUAUAGUCAAAGAUCAAUACACAAUAAGAAGAGUCAUGGACAUGUGCAGCCAUGUCAAAGUGGUUGUUCGUGUGCGGCCAACUAAUGACAAUGAGAAGUGCGAGAACUUCAGAAAUGUGGUCCAAGUUGUGGACAACCACAUGCUAAUAUUUGACCCCAAGGAACAGCAAAUAACAUCUUUCGGGGGACCAAGAGUUCAAAACAGAGAUGUCAACAAGAGAGCCAAUAAGGACCUGAAAUUUGUCUUUGAUAAUGUUUUUGGGGAGGAUUCUUCUCAGGUGGAUAUCUUUGAGAACACCACUAAAAGGAUACUUGAUGGAGUGUUGAAUGGCUUUAACUGUACAGUCUUCGCUUAUGGCGCAACAGGAGCAGGCAAGACACACACCAUGUUGGGCUCAAGCAAUGACCCGGGUGUGAUGUAUCGCACCAUGACAGAGCUCUUCAACCGUAUGGAUCAAGUCAAGGAAGAGAAAAUAUUCGAUGUAGCAUUUUCUUAUCUUGAGGUCUAUAAUGAGCAGAUCUGGGACCUCUUGGCUAAUGUGGGCCCACUUGCAGUGAGGGAGGACCCAUCGAAUGGAGUGGUUGUCCAAGGCCUUACUCUGCACCAGCCUAAGUCUGCUGAGCACAUCCUUGAAGCUUUGGAUUAUGGCAAUCGGAAUAGAACGCAACACCCCACUGACAUGAAUGCCACAUCGUCACGGUCCCAUGCUGUAUUUCAGAUUUACUUGAAGCAACAGGACAGGACGGCCAGCCUUAAUCCAAAUGUCCGUGUGGCCAAAAUGAGCCUGAUUGACCUCGCUGGCUCCGAGCGAGCAAAUGCCACUAACGCAAAGGGAGCACGUCAACGGGAAGGCGCUAACAUCAACCGUUCACUCCUUGCCCUGGGAAAUGUCAUCAACGCUCUGGCUGACCCUAAGAGUAAGAAAGCCCACAUUCCAUACAGGGACAGCAAGCUAACACGACUCCUUAAAGAUUCUCUUGGCGGGAACUGCAGGACGGUCAUGAUUGCCAACAUUAGCCCCUCCUCCAAAUCUUAUGACGACACCCACAACACACUGAAAUACGCCAACCGGGCCAAAGAGAUCAAAUCAUCGCUCAAGAGGAAUGUUGUCAGCUUGGACAGUCACAUCGGCCAGUAUGCAGUGAUAUGCGAGAGGCAGCGAGAAGAGAUCAUUCAGUUAAAGAAGAAGUUGAAAGAGUAUGAGGAGAGGAAGAUGGACCCUCUUGUUCCUGGAGUCUCUAAUACCAUUUCCAGUCAGAACCAAACAGAGAUUCACAAGGUGUCAGAGUCCCUACAGAGCAUUUUCUCCAGCCGUACUCAGAUCAGGAGGGAGCACCUUGUUCUGGAGCGGCAGCUCAAGGAGAACGAGUUACGUCAGCGUCACAGCGAGGAGUGCAACCAGCAGGCCCAACUCUUCAGUGCCAAAGACAAGACUGAGAAGGCCACCUGCAAGCACGAGCGCAAGCUGGCUUCCCUGCUCACACAGCAGCAGCACAUCCGCAAGAGGCUGAAGGAGGUUGAGCUGUGCUUCCUUGAGAAUGAGGGCUGGCUGCACCGCGUGGAGAAUGACGUGAAGCUACUGGGACAGGACUCCCAGCCACCAGUGGUACUCCAGAAGGACCUUCGCUGCCACAGGCUCCAGCUACAGGUAGAGGACCAAGCAAAUGGUGAUAUGUUGCUGCCUGCCUACAGCAGACAGUACUGGACGCUGAGGGGGUCGGGCCUGGUCAGCAGCCGACCUGGGAACCACCUGGAGCACCUGGUCCUCAGGGAGGGAGGUGCUGAGAAACAUAAGAGGAGAGUCUCGCUGCGCCUUCAACCUAAUUCAUCAUCGAAAGGCCCAGCAGCCCAGGUGACAGUGAUGGAACCCAUUCCCAAGAAACAUACCAGGAGGAAGCUGGCAGUGUCUCCACCAAACCCUGGGAGUGUUGUCUCCGCCUCAGCGCAGGUUCCCAUGGUCCUCCAGGAGGUUUUAAGACAGGAGGGGAUGUUUCCACUGCUCUACACUCCAGAGGCCAGCAGUACACUCAACAGGCCUUCACUCCUGCCUCUCCAGGACUAUGCAGUCAAUGACCCCAACAUGACAUUUGACAUUGAAGAUGGAGACAAUGAAUCAGCUCUUGCCAACGCUACCGUCGUCCUUUACCAAUGUAGCCCCAAUCAUCAAGUGGUGUCUUCGUGCCCCUUGAGUCCAAGCCAACAGCAGGCUCCCCGAGCCAAUGACAUGAGUAAACCCCCCAAAAGACUGGAGAUACCGUCUCUGUUGGACAUCCGACAUGGCAAGACCUACAUGGCCAUGACUUCGGCUGUGCAGGGCAAACGCAAAAUUAAUUGCAGCAGCAGAGAGCAGGAAAUCCUUUCAGCACCCAAGCACAUAAAGCAGGACCCCACAGUAGUAGCAAGACCACUAAGAGUGUGUCUUUUUGCUGGGUCAGAGGAGAACAAGCCCAGAAGAGUUAUGAGGAGUGUUUCUGAGGGGAAUCUUCACCUCAUGGAUGUUCAGAGGAAAAAGUCCAUAUUCUAUAAAACCUCCCAGAAAUUCAAGAGUGUGACAAAGAGGAUGUGAGGCCUGCUUUUGACCAGAUGUUGCUGAUGUCAUGUAGAAAUUAGGGAAUCGUGUUUAGAUGUGGAGAGAGAAAUGAAAUCCUAUGGAUUUCUUGGAUAGUUUUCGCUUGAAUUGUGUAUGAUUCUGAACUUGUUCUUAGUUUUAUUUUUGGUUUUAGAAUUCUUGUUUUUACAUUUUUAUUUCCUACAUUAACAUUUGUUGUACAGAUAAUUUGCUAUUGUUAUUUAGUAAUAAAAUGUUUAGUUAACAAGUAAUGUAUGUGGUUGGUUUUUGACAUGAAUAAUUCAACUCGUCCAAUCAUUUUUUCUCAAAUGGUUCUUUUCUGGGCUUUUCCCUGUUUAGUAUACAUAUAUUUCCUUUCAAAGUAAAAUUGAACAGAAGGGGUAGAUUGAGUUAUCAGACAUGCAGUUUUACUGUCAAGUCAUGUGAAUGCUGUUGAAAUGGAGACUUGUGAUGUUUGUUAUUUCUGCUUGUAACCCAUCUGUAUAGGGAAACUCAUUCACCUGUGGAACUUUUUUCACUGUUCAAUAUCAGGCUACACAUCAUAAACAGAAAUGUAGGGCUCAUUAAAUAUUAGGUCAGAAUGUUGAACAGUGUUAAGAAUUCCAACUCACUGAGAGCUGUAUUGAGCCCCAUCUAGUUGCCGCUCUUAAGUAAAUACAUUUGUUUUCGACCAGCUCUAACAAUAGGUGUUGUACAUGCACUUUGAUACCAGCUCCCUUUUGUAAUGGCUGUAUAUAUCUUCAGAGAGAAAAAAUCAGACUUACAUUAUGUCUGGAAAGAAGCCAACUCAUCACUUUGAAUUCAGUCUUUCUGUUGCACAGCAUCCAAUGUUGAUCUUUAUUUUUAGCCAGGAAGCUCAAUGCCAGGUGCUGAGCACCCCACCCCCACCACACACAGCUUUUUCUGUAACUGGUCUACACACAAUUCCCCAUAAUGUCAAAAAGGAAUUAUGUUUACAAAUUAAUUAAUGAAAAGCUUAUGGUAAGCCGAAAUAAGUUCAGGAGUAAAAAUGUGCUCAAUAAGUUGCAUGGACUCUGUGCAAUGUGUUUUUACCAUUUUUAAUUGAGUACCACAUCUCUAACCCACACACAAUUCUCUGUAAGAUCCCUCAGUCGAGCAGUGAAUUUCAAGCACAAAAAAGAGGGAGGUUUUCCAAGGGUUCACCAAGAAGGGCACCUAGUGGUAGAUGGGUAAAAAAUAAAACUGACAUGAAUAUCCGUUUGAGCAUGUUGAAGUUAUUAAUUACACUUUGGUAUAUCAAUGACGCAAUACACCCAGUCACUACAAAGAUGAAUGUACCCUUCCUAACUCAGAUGCUGGAGAGGAAUGAAACCGCUGAGAGAUUUCACCAUGAGGCCAAUGGUGAUUUUUAAAACAGUUUAAUGGCUGUGAUAGAAGAUGACUGAGGAUGGAGCAACAACAUUAGUUACCCCACAAUACUAACAUAAAUGAGAAUGAAUAGAAUACAAAAAUUCUGAAACUUGCAGCCUGUUUGCAAUAAGCCAAUAAAAU